Jatropha curcas is the source of this 1565-nucleotide messenger RNA. Its product is annotated as putative sugar phosphate/phosphate translocator At5g25400. The record is from RefSeq and is a predicted model, not a curated record. NCBI's taxonomy places the organism in Eukaryota, Viridiplantae, Streptophyta, Magnoliopsida, Malpighiales, Euphorbiaceae.
UCCCAUUUGUCCUAUACCAAACCCUCUCUUCUUCUUGUUUAUUUCUCUCCUCUCCACAUCAUUCACGCCCGAAAAUUUUCAAAUCUAUUGUUUCUCUUUAGCCACCACAAGCACCACCGCUUCUCCUCCUUGCUCAGCUCAUCCACCCCUCCUUCCUUCCCCUCCCCUCUCAAUCAACCGCAAUGGGCAAGGGUGGAUCUCUCAGCGAUAGUGUUUUGAAGAAGAUCCUUCUCUCAUACACAUAUGUGGCCAUCUGGAUCUUCCUCUCCUUCACUGUCAUUGUUUACAACAAGUACAUCCUUGACAAGAAGAUGUAUAAUUGGCCUUUUCCCAUCUCUCUUACCAUGAUCCAUAUGUCCUUCUGUGCUACUCUCGCUUUCCUUCUUAUCAAAGUCUUCAAAUUUGUCGAACCCGUUACCAUGUCUCGGGAUCUUUACUUCUCUUCCGUCGUUCCCAUCGGCGCUCUCUAUUCUCUCAGCCUCUGGCUUUCCAAUUCUGCCUACAUCUAUUUGUCGGUGUCCUUUAUUCAGAUGCUCAAGGCGUUGAUGCCAGUCGCUGUUUAUUCGAUCGGGGUUAUGUUUAAAAGAGAGAGCUUCAAAACUGAUACCAUGGUCAACAUGUUGUCGAUCUCGCUCGGUGUGGGUAUUGCAGCUUAUGGGGAAGCCAGAUUUGAUACCUGGGGUGUAAUUCUCCAAUUGGGUGCUGUUGCAUUCGAGGCAACUAGACUGGUAUUGAUUCAAAUCUUGCUUAACUCUAGAGGGAUCACGCUUAAUCCUAUUACUUCCCUUUAUUAUGUUGCUCCUUGCUGUUUGGUUUUCUUGUUUGUGCCUUGGAUUUUCGUCGAAUACCCAGUUUUGAAGGAGACUUCGAGUUUUCAUUUUGAUUUUGCCAUUUUCGGCACCAAUUCUCUCUGUGCUUUUGCCUUGAAUCUUGCCGUGUUUUUGCUUGUGGGAAAGACUUCAGCUUUGACGAUGAAUGUGGCUGGUGUGGUCAAGGAUUGGCUGUUAAUUGCCUUCUCUUGGUCUGUCAUUAAGGACACAGUGACACCAAUUAACUUGUUUGGCUAUGGGCUUGCGUUUUUGGGUGUUGCAUAUUACAACCAUGCCAAAUUGCAGGCAAUGAAGGCUAAGGAGGCUCAAAAGAAGGCCCAGCAAGCCGAUGAGGAGGCUGGAAGAUUGUUGGAGGAGAGGGAAGGAGAAGGAACUGGCAAGAGAAAUGAAUCACAAACCUAAUAUUUAAUUAAAGAGAGAUAAAUUUAGUUAUAAAAUGGAUGGAGAGUACUGGAAAUAAGAGCAAAAUGGAGACAAGGUGAUACCAGGGUUGGUUGGGGGCAAAAAGGAAUGAAGGGUGUCUCGUUUUACUUUUGCUCACUCGGUAAUGUUGUUUUAUAGGUUUAUGUUUGUUAUGCUAAUUAUGAAUGUUAGUAGGAAUGUCAGGGAUUUGAAAUUCCUUUCACAAAUGUCCUGUAUUUUCUUUUUUUUUUUUUUUUUUAAUUUUUGAUAUUUAUUUCAUCCCAUCUUUAUGUAGGAACCUCUGUUAUUAAUGGAGAUUUAGUCCUUAUUUAU